Suillus subalutaceus is the source of this 906-nucleotide messenger RNA. RefSeq lists its product as uncharacterized. Gene Ontology annotation, biological process: rRNA processing; box C/D snoRNP assembly. NCBI's taxonomy places the organism in Eukaryota, Fungi, Basidiomycota, Agaricomycetes, Boletales, Suillaceae. The coding region runs from base 1 to 906 and encodes 301 amino acids. Gene Ontology annotation, cellular component: R2TP complex; cytoplasm; ribonucleoprotein complex. The record is from RefSeq and is a predicted model, not a curated record. The transcript is spliced from 4 exons.
AUGUCCUCUUCAAUCAGUCUAGCACUAAAUCCAGUGCCCGGCUUCUGUGUAAAAUCAAACGUGCUUCAACCCGCCGUCGUCCCCAGAACCGCCACUAGUCAUCCUCCUAGUACGCCCUCCGAUGCCCUAGGAGUCCUCUUAAACACACAAAACACUAUUCCGAAAGGACUUAAAGUUUUUGUUAACAUAGCAUGGGACACGAACGUACCACCGCCUCCACCUGGUAGCGAAGAUGCAAUUCAGAAAGCAAUGCGUGACCAAGACUAUGACAGAUCAAAUUCGGAUGGAAGUUUCAUUCCAGUCGUAGUAUCAGAUCUUCGUGAUGACAAGGACAAAGCCGGUCAACCAGCCCUUGUCGUUGAUUGCCGCGUUGAAUCGCACACCUCGCUUUUGCUUUCCCGGCAGAUCGGCACGCCCAACAUCGCCUCGAAAGGCAAACCUGUGUCGCGACAAGUGCUCGUGCCUGGACUGUCCGGUCACCCUCACCACAAAUCCAACACCAAGACUACGCUCAUUCAGGAAUUAGCUUCUCCAACAGCUACCGCAUCGGCUCCAAGAGUCAAGGGGAUAUUCAAAACCGCAUCGAAUACCCAGACUCCCACAUGGUCGUGGACCCCGACGAAGGACCAGCGUAAAAUCCGUUUCAUGAUCAAUGUGCCCAAUCUGACUCACGCCCAUAUCUCCAACUCAACGCUCGACAUAGAGCCACGAAGAGUGAUACUACACAUUCCUUCUUUAUACGACCUAGAUAUCAACCUCGAUGUGGCACCAGACACCGAGCCUAUGGCCACGAAUCGUCGUCUUGGCGAAGGUGCCACAGAACUCAAAAGGUUGAGAGAUCUCGAUGUGGACGGCGCCAAGGCGGAGUGGCGGGUCGCUGAAAAGGUUAUAGUUCUUCUGGCUUAG